GUCAAUGCACUUACAGUCGAAGCCAAAGACGAGGUAGGCGGCCGACGGCCGACUUUUCUCUGGCCACCACCUGAAAUUGGACAAUUUCUUCAGCGGCGAUGGCAAUUGCCUGAGUGACAAACUGUUAGUCACCUCGCCGGUACUUCCAUUCCAGUUUGUUCAACUGCAACGCCAAUGCGCUGCUGUUACAUUAACAUUAUUAUGCACAAGAGCGUCGUGCACACAGGCAAAGAUUUGAUUUGGCGUGCAUGUCUAGUUUGGCUCGUUACAUAUUUAUUUUCUUGUGUGAGAAACUUGUUUUCUCGCAGCCAAACUGCUCUGCUCCUUGACUGUUGGACUGUUGUUGUUGGGCCAUUGAUGGUGGAGACUUCCGAGCUUCCGUUUGAGCGUGGAGCAUGGGAGCAUGGAGCAUGGAGAGCGACUAUAAAUGAAUAGGCUUGCCCAAAGCAGGCCUUACUUCGUGUGAGAUCUUUGAAGUGAAGGUGCUUCAGUCAGAGAGCAGUGCAUGUGAAACCGAAAGUGGACCAUUUAAAGUGUUUGGAUUUGGGUUUGACAUCAAAGGCAACAUGAGUGGCAUAUUGAUUCUGCUGUUGUGCAUCUUCUGUUCGAGUGUCACGGCCAGCCCCACAGCAGCACGUCGGGCACAGCUCCAUGAUGAUGUACAGCUGCUACACCCUCACAUAAUAACCCUUGAGCGUUUGGAGAAUUUGCUCAGGAGAGCUGGCGAAAUCUUUGGCCCCGCCAUUGAGGAAGACUCAAUGGCGGAAGCCAGCAGCCAUGUGCAGCAACAGGUGCAGCCGCAACAGCUAUUGUUGCCGCCCACAGAGCAACCGUAUAACUUCUAUUUGCCCCUCUUCGACUAUGUGGAUCCCAACCUGGAUGCCAAGAGCAGGCUCCUGGAGAAGAUAGCUCCUCCGCCGGAGUCGCAGAAGCAGGAGCACAAUUACUAUGCGGACAAGCCAAAGAAGAAGCCAAAGAAGUUCAAUGCGGCAGCCAAGCAUAUCAAUCUCAAUCUGAAGUGGUUGAAUACAUAUGAGAAGGCCAUGGGCGGGGAGACGCCCAAGGCACUCUACCUGGAGCAGGAUGAGCGCAAUCGCAUCAACUUUGACGAUUCCUUCUUUGCUGUGGACAUGCAGGUGAAGAUGCCGGAUAAUCAGCCACACAAAGAGGCUGGCCCCGGAGAACUUCUGCAGCAUGGCGAAGAGCAGGCGGAGGAGGAUCUAAUGGCGGCUCCUGCACAGUUCAAUUACGACUACAAAUCGAUUGAACAGGAUCAACAUCACUCAUAGAAAUUGUUCAUUUAAUUUUAGUCAUGAUAUAAAAAUACAGUAAUAAAUGUAGUCCAUGCGAGAAGUGGAUGGCUAUUGCGAA
Drosophila pseudoobscura is the source of this 1371-nucleotide messenger RNA. RefSeq lists its product as uncharacterized. The record is from RefSeq and is a predicted model, not a curated record. The coding region runs from base 567 to 1289 and encodes 240 amino acids. The transcript has 2 exons. NCBI's taxonomy places the organism in Eukaryota, Metazoa, Arthropoda, Insecta, Diptera, Drosophilidae.